AUGCGGUUUCCUGCCGGAAAGUUUCGGCUUUUCUUCUUCCUCAUCAUCAUUUUCGGUCUGAUCAAUCAGCUGGUCUUGUUUCAUAUCUCCUCGGUCGAUCGUCUUCCUCGCGAUGUUACCCAGCUCAGGAUGUCGAGGGCUCCCGACAUGCUCUGCCAGAACCUGUCUCGCCUGUUUGUGCUCGAACCUGCUCGAGGAGUAGACUCCCAGGAACUUCCAGACAUGCCGAUCAACGCAGACGAUUUGCAAAGAGCGAUGGCAAGCCACAUUGAACAGCAGGAGGCGAGGAACCUGAUGAGAACGCUCAAGACGCGGCUGAUCAAAUAUAGCAACACAACAAUGAACAUGAUAAGCUAUCAUGCGAUCGCUCAUCUUUGCCAUUUCAAGAGGAUGGAUCAGGCACGCUACAACACAGGGGUCAAGGUUGGAGUUGUAACGCUGUGUAGAAAUGAAGAAUACGCGAUCACGUUUGUGGUAGCCGCAUUGCUCCCGCAUGUCGACCUCUACAUUCUGAUUGACACGGGGUCCGAAGAUUCGACUGUGCAUGUCGUGGAAUCUUUCUUCAAGGAGGAGAUUUCCUCGGGCAAGCUGGUUUUCCUCAAGCAGAGCAUCGGAACAGACGUGUCUGCAGCCAGGAACGCUGCUCUGCAGAUCCUGAGGAAACAUCGCUGUGACUACGUGUUGAAGGUCGAUGCCGAUGAUGUGUUUUACGACCAAGGAGCGUCGGCUCUGGUCAGCGCGCUCAAGACCGCGACUCCUCCUGACGUCUACAUGCUGUGGGUGCAUCAGUACGAGCUUGUUCAAUCGCAAGUGUCGGAGACUCUACCAUGGCUCUCGUCCUUCAGUGCAGGGGACGAGGACAAGGGGCAGGGGCGCAUGCUGUUCCGUCGGCUGGGCCAUCUUUCCUUCGGGCAUGACAGGGUGUUCAAAGUAGAGAAUACCAUCCAUGCCAAAGGUCGAUGGCUGGACGAGUCUAAAGGUCUCAGGGCCGAGAACUUCUACUACGAGAGCAGAGCCAAACUCAGUUUCUUCGUCUCGGACGCUCCGGUCAUGGUGCACUAUGGCUGGGCGAGGCCGGUGAACCGACUUCGUCUGAAGCUGCUGCUGUGGGACGAGUGGGUGCCAUGUUGCUGUCGAGCCCCGGGGAGACCAGAGCCGCAAGUUGGGGCCUGCGAGGACAGCAGGUGCAUCGACUGCCGGGGGCAGCUCAAGGUUGGAGGUUUGGAAGAGCACUUGCAAGACAGGAUCCUCCGCCGCUUUCAGGGGCUUGCUGGAAACGCAUCGUCGUAUCGGGGGCUGAUGGAGUUCGCUCGGCACCCGGAGGUCUUGGGACGUCUGGUGAAGAAUGUCUCGCUGUUCUUGCAAAGAGAUCGAGAGGAGAAGAUUGCUCUCUACAAACGAAAGAUUCCUCACAAGUGCUCGAGUUUCUCAGAUGUCAUGUUCGAUUCUCUGCCUCGAAGGCAUUUCACCGAUCCUGCCUGCAUCAUCAGCAUGGAAGGGGGAGAGCGUACACGGAAAGCGGAGAGUUUGUGCACAUGUUUGUGUAAUCGUUCUGUUGAUCCCAUCAUCUUCGACCCCGAGGAUCUGUCGGGUAGCAACCAGAGGUUUGGAUCUCAGUCAGACGGCUUUACAAACACGAGUCACCUGUUUAUCAUAACGGAUAGCAAGCCCGAUCCCAAACAUGCUAUGGAGGACUGGAUCAAGCUACGAUCGACAAGAUGUUCAGUCUCUGCAGACGACGAGCUUCUGGUCAACCUGAGCACGAUCCAAGCCUUGGCAGCUGUCACGUGCUCAGGUACUGCUGGGGUCCUUGUCUGCAGCUUAAACGAAGCUUCUGAGUUGAGGCAGAGCUUGACUACUCCUUGUACGAUAUGA
Guillardia theta CCMP2712 is the source of this 1875-nucleotide messenger RNA. RefSeq lists its product as hypothetical. The coding region runs from base 1 to 1875 and encodes 624 amino acids. The record is from RefSeq and is a predicted model, not a curated record. The transcript is spliced from 3 exons. Lineage: Eukaryota; Cryptophyceae; Pyrenomonadales; Geminigeraceae.